AACAUAGACUCCAUAUAAAGAAACAGUGGUCUGUCUUGAAAAUAAUCACUCAAAUAAAUAACUGUCAUAAUAUGUCUGGCUGUUAUUUUUCCCCUAGGCAUAAUGUCAAGUGGAGGCAGCCAGCGGUCACAGGCCUUUACCAAGCCCAGUUUUACUGAGGUACAAGCCUCUGCACUGGUCGAAUCAGUAUUUGGGUUCAAAGUUUCUAAGAUCCAGCCACUCCCCAGCUAUGAUGACCAAAACUUUCACGUUCGCAUUUCGAGACCCAAAGACACUACAGAUGACCCAGUUGACUAUGUCCUCAAAAUCAGCAACACGGAAUCUAGUAAAACGCCAGACCUGAUUGAAAUGCAGAACCACAUUAUCAUGUUUCUGAGAGCAGCCGGGUUCCCAACAGCCUCUGUGUGCCCAACUAAAGCAGACAACACAAUCUCGCUCGUGUCCAUUGACAGUGGAUCUGAAAUCAAAAGCUACUUGGUGAGAAUGCUCACUUUCCUCCCAGGAAGACCGAUAGCCGAGGUCACCGUCAGCUACCAGCAGCUGUAUGAAAUAGGAAGGCUAGCUGCCCGGCUGGAUAAAACACUGGAGGAAUUCCAUCACCCAAAGUUAAAUCUUCUUCGCCGAGAGAACUUCAUCUGGAAUCUGAAAAACGUUCCUCUUCUAGAGAAAUACAUGGGCGCCCUGAGCCAGAGUCGAAACCGGGAGAUUAUUGAGCAGGUGGUCCAGCUGUUCAAGGAAGAAGUAAUGACCAAAUUAAGUCAUUUCCGAGAAUGUAUUAACCAUGGUGAUCUCAAUGACCAUAACAUUUUAGUAGACCUCAGCAAGGCAGCCUCUGGAGAUGCUGUCUAUCACGUCUCGGGGAUUUUAGACUUUGGUGACAUGAGCUAUGGCUACUAUGUGUUUGAAGCCGCGAUCACCAUCAUGUACAUGAUGAUUGAAAGCACAAAUCCUAUGCAAGUAGGGGGGCAUGUCCUCGCGGGCUUUGAGAGUGUGAUCCCAUUGACCCCAGAAGAGAGGAGCACUUUGUUUUUACUUGUAUGCAGUCGUUUCUGUCAGUCUCUUGUCAUGGCUGAAUACUCCUGCCAGCUGUACCCGGAGAACAAAGAGUACCUUAUGAUUACAGCCAAAACGGGAUGGAAGCAUUUACAGCAGAUGUUUGACAUGGGCCAGAAAGCCAUAGAAGAAAUCUGGUUUGAAACUGCCAAAUCCUAUGAAUCUGGGAUCGCCAUGUGA
Messenger RNA from Acomys russatus (golden spiny mouse), 1233 nucleotides. RefSeq names its product hydroxylysine kinase (gene Hykk). The transcript is spliced from 4 exons. Lineage: Eukaryota; Metazoa; Chordata; Mammalia; Rodentia; Muridae. Gene Ontology annotation, molecular function: amino acid kinase activity. Bases 103 to 1233 code for a protein of 376 amino acids. The record is from RefSeq and is a predicted model, not a curated record.